This is a messenger RNA of Cercocebus atys (sooty mangabey), 2237 nucleotides long. It is a transcript of the gene EXOC3L2, whose product is annotated as exocyst complex component 3-like 2. The transcript has 10 exons. Gene Ontology annotation, cellular component: exocyst. NCBI's taxonomy places the organism in Eukaryota, Metazoa, Chordata, Mammalia, Primates, Cercopithecidae. The record is from RefSeq and is a predicted model, not a curated record. The coding region runs from base 110 to 1540 and encodes 476 amino acids. Gene Ontology annotation, biological process: exocytosis; exocyst localization. Gene Ontology annotation, molecular function: SNARE binding.
CGAAGCUGUGGCGCGCGCGGCCCGGGAGCGCCUAGAGGCGGCGGCUCCCGGGGCGCCCGGAGGUCUGGCCGGGCAGCUGGAGGCGCUGCGGGCGCGGUUGCUGGAGGAUAUGGCCGUUGUGCGGGGCCGCCUGGCCCCCGCCUACCCCGCCGGCCUGGGCGCCUUCGGCGUCUACCUGCGCGGCUACCACGGGGCCCUGGCCGAGUGGCUGGGGGCCUCUGCCCGUCGCAGGCUGCCGCUGGCCGACCGCUACGCGCUGCUGCACUGGCACAAUCAGGUCUACCCCAGAGAGGUCUUAGGGUUGGUGGACAUGGCUGCCCUGGAGAAUGGGGAGCUGGGGCCCCUUUUGUCCCCUGGCACCCUGCGGGGUUUGGAGGAUGAAUGCGUCACAGAUGUUAAGGCUCAGACCAGGGCCGCCCUUCUCCGAGUGCUGCAGGAGGACGAGGAGCACUGGGGGAGCCUGGAGGACCAGCACAGCAGCCUGGCCCAGGAUGUGUGUGAGCUGCUGGAAGAGCACACAGAGCGAGCGCCCCGCAUCAGCCAGGAGUUUGGGGAGCGGAUGGCCCACUGCUGCUUGGGGGGGCUGGCAGAGUUCCUGCAGAGCUUCCAGCAGCGCGUGGAGCGAUUCCAUGAGAACCCAGGAGUCCGGGAGAUGCUACCUGACACCUAUAUCAGCAAGACCAUCGCCCUGGUCAACUGCGGCCCCCCGCUGAGAGCUCUGGCCGAGCGCCUGGCCCGGGUGGGGCCCCCAGAAAGCGAGCCGGCCCGGGAAGCAUCUGCUAGUGCUCUGGACCAUGUGACCCGGCUCUGCCACCGUGUGGUGGCCGACCUGCUGUUCCAGGAGCUGCAGCCACACUUCAACAAGCUGAUGCGCCGGAAGUGGCUGAGCAGCCCGGAGGCCCUGGAUGGCAUCGUGGGCACGCUGGGUGCCCAGGCCCUGGCCCUGCGCAGAAUGCAGGAUGAGCCUUACCAGGCGCUGGUGGCCGAGCUGCACCGGCGGGCGCUGGUCGAGUACGUGCGGCCCCUGCUCCGUGGGCGCCUGCGCUGCAGCUCGGCGCGGACCCGCAGCCGCGUGGCUGGGAGGCUCCGGGAGGACGCUGCGCAAUUGCAGAGGCUGUUCCGGCGGCUGGAGUCCCAGGCCUUGUGGCUGGACGCCGUGGUGCCCCAUUUGGCUGAAGUCCUGCAGCUGGAAGACACGCCCAGCAUCCAGGUGGAGGUGGGAGUGCUGGUGCGCGACUACCCAGACAUCAGGAGGAAGCACGUGGCAGCCCUCCUCGACAUCCGUGGCCUGCGCAACACAGCCGCCCGCCAGGAGAUCCUGGCCGUGGCCCGGGACCUGGAACUCUCUGAGGAGGGAGCCCUGUCGCCCCCUCGGGACCGUGCCUUCUUUGCAGACAUCCCCGUGCCCCGCCCAUCUUUCUGUCUCAGCUUCCCUCUCUUCCUGGGCCGCCUCCCCCUCUCCCGGCUGGCCAGGCCCAGUUUGGCCUGUCUGCCCCGGCCCCGGCCUCCGUCUCUAGUGCGGCCUCGGGCCCGGCGCUGAGGGUCACCCAGCCGCCUGCCUUAGUGACCCCAUCUAUGCUGCUGACAAGCCAACCUCCCGUACGGCGCCUCUCCUGACUCCCUGCCUGGGAUCACACACCCCUGGGAUAGAAAGACCCUUAGAUGUCUUCUCACUCAACCCCAAACUCCCUGUACAGAAGGGAAAUGAAGGCCAGGCACGGUGGCUCAUGCCUGUAAUCUCAACACUUUAGGAGGCUGAGGCCGGAGGAUUGCUUGAGUCCAGGAGUUCAAGACCAGCCUGGGCAACAUAGUGAGACCUGCCCCCUAUCUCUACAAAAAAUAAAAAAUUAGCUGGGCAUGGUGGUGUGUGCCUAUAGUCCCAGCUAUUGGGGAGGCUGAAGUUGGAGGAUCGCUGGAGUUUGAGGCUGCAGUGAGCUAUGAUUGUGCCACUACACUCCAGCCUGGGCAACAAAGCAAGACCCUUUCUCAAAAAAAAAAAAAAAAAAACAGGUGGGGGAAACAGAGGCCAAAGAGACAAAGGACUUUCCCAAGGCCGUGAAGCCUGUUCCCAGCACCUCCCCUCCUGCCAUAGCCCAGAGUGGUGAGUGGCGUUCUGGAAGUCUCUACAGAAAUAUCCCAGCUCCCCCGCCCCUUUCCCCCACCUCAAGGUCUGGCCCCAAUCCAAUGUAUUAAGGAACGUUCGAUACUUAGAAUAAAGAGGUUUCUAUUUAACACAA